Messenger RNA from Moneuplotes crassus, 372 nucleotides. The record is from the annotation of a GenBank genome assembly. NCBI's taxonomy places the organism in Eukaryota, Ciliophora, Spirotrichea, Euplotida, Euplotidae.
AAGCACGAUGUCAGGUUUCAACAAAGAGACGCUCAAACCAGGUUCUUCUCCAGAAUCCCCACUAAAAUCCAAGAGAGUCACUUGUCACUACACUGGAAGACUCCCUGACGGUACAAAAUUCGACUCCUCAGUCGACAGAGGGACUCCCUUCUCCUUCACACUCGGCAUUGGCAAAGUAAUCACCUGCUGGGACAAAGGAAUCUCCCUCAUGAAGCGAGGAGAGGUCGCCAGGCUCACCUGCCCACCAGAGAUGGCUUACGGCAGAAGAGGCGUUCCCGGUGCCAUCCCUCCCAACGCUACUCUCAUCUUCGAUGUCGAGCUAUUGGAUUUCUAAGUCCCUAAAUCCCUAAAAUUAGCGGCCUGAAGUAAUCA